AUGUCUCAUGAAAAUAUCGAACAUGAAUCAAGUGUACACACUUCAGAAGCAGAAAAAGUUAAACUUGUUCAAUCACGGGAAGAUGUUCAAGUUAAGCUUCAUCUUGGCAAAUCGGUGUUUACAGAUAAUAAAAUUUCUGGUACCAUCGAAGUUACUCCUGAUACUGCCAGAAAACUCGUUAAAAAAUUUGUAUUAGUUGUUGAUGGUUCGAAGGUAACUACAUUUGAUAGGGAAUAUCGACGUAUAUCAGCAUCUGGUUUUGAUCCAACAAAACAAAGUAUAUCAAUAAGUAUUGAGGCUGAGCCCCUAAGUUCAGGUUUACCGUUAAAAACCUCCAACACUCAAUCGUUUUCGAUUAAACCUAGAAUUUCUUAUUUAACACCAACUGCAAACAUUGUAUGGCCAGAUUCAGCUUCAAAACCUAAUCUUAAUAUUCGAUGGCAUCAUAUUGGUGAUCCAACAGUUAAACAAUAUGUUGUUGAAUUAGAUGAUAAAGAAGUUCAAUACAUACGUGAUCCUUCAAUAGCUGAUAUAUAUACAGUUUGUAUUGAUAGUUUUGAACCUGAUGACAAGUCUCUUGAGCAUACUAUUCAUAUCAUAGCAAGAUUUAAGGAUGGCAAAAAAGAAUAUCGAUCAGAUCCUAUUAAAUUUACUGUUCCUAAUACAAAGCAGCUGAUUACUCAAGUUAUAACCGUUACUGAGUUAAAAGGAAGAGCAAAACAAGAAGAAGACGAUGAAGAAGACGAAGAAACAUUAUCACAAGCAGAAUCUAAUCAACCCAAAAAUAAACCGUCUGCAUCAUUACAGUCUCAGAUGAAACCGAAUCAAAGAUCUGAUGUAACAUGUACAAACCUUUCAUGCAGUUGUCAAGGACCACAUGAACAUUUUCCUGGAAUACAACAUUAUUUUGAAAUAAAAGUCAACGAACCAUUAUCAUCAUUUCGACGUGAAACAACAACAAGUUGUUGUGGAGAUAAAUGCGUUCGAGGUCGAAGAGAUGCAUAUGACAAUAAAGAAGAUAUGCGUAAUAAUGGCAAUGAUUUUAAAUGUAAAAAACAAAACAAGGAUCAUAAUGAUGACGACGAUGUUGUUACCUGGAAAUCUUCUCAAUAA
This is a messenger RNA of Rotaria sp. Silwood1, 1113 nucleotides long. The record is from the annotation of a GenBank genome assembly. Lineage: Eukaryota; Metazoa; Rotifera; Eurotatoria; Philodinida; Philodinidae.